GAGUGUAGAGCCGUAAAACGAAAUCUGCACUCUAUAAAAUGUGAUUUAAGAAGGCUUAGUGAAUCAUUUAUCGUUCAUAAGGAAAUAGGGUCGUAAGUGUUUAUUUUGGUUAGGUGGUUCCUAAUCAGUAUGGAGAUGCUUAAUUCCUUCUCAUUGCAGUGUGCCAGUGUGGUAUAUCCAACUCAUUUAGUUACUUGAGAGUUGAGUGGAAUUGGGGAUGAUAUUGAUGGCCAAGGUUCUCCUAAAAUAAAUAACUUUGUUUAUAUUUUAAGUCAGCUUAUAACAUCAAUAAAAAUGUCAUUAACUGGUUCCUCUAAUAUAGUUAGUGAUUGGACAACACCGGACUGUUGUUAAACCGGUUUGUUGAUAAAUUUUAUAAUCGUAUAUAAUAUUUUUAGAAGUGGAUAGUCUGUAAAUGGUCUUUGAUUGUUUGUCUUGAUUUUUAAAAGUGGAACGAAACUGAACCGGAACUCUGUCGGUUUCAAUAGCUGGGUUGAUGAUGAUUCGUGUAGGGUUUAGAAAUUUGCAGUUGGAUAGCUCCUGAGAUUUGACAAGGAACUCAAUUAGCUGGAGCCAAAUCAAGAAGACGAUGAGAUCGAUUUUGAUCGCAAUUUCACUGGCACCAAAGCGAUUUGUUCAUCAAAAUCUCCAUGGAACCGGUAAUCCUCUAAGUUAUCUUCCUUCCUUCUGUUGCUGGACUCGAGCUUUUUCUGGUCGCAGUGAUGAUGAUUACAGAGAUGGGUUUCUAGAAGAUACUAAGAUAGAAGAUGCAGUUGGUUUGUUCAGUGAGAUGGUGAAGUCUCGUCCUUUCCCUUCAAUUAUCGAGUUCAGUAAACUGUUGACUGCAAUUGCAAAGUUGAACAAGUUUGAAGUGGUAAAGAUGGAGAUGCUGGGGAUUACACAUAAUAUCUAUACAUACACUAUUUUGAUUAACUCUUUCUGCCGCUCCUCUCAGCUCCCUGGCAAGAUGAUGAAACUCGGGUAUGACCCCAAUGUUGUCACGCUUUCUUCUCUACUCAAUGGAUACUGCCGCUGUAACAGGAUCUCCGAGACAGUAGCUUUGGUUGAUCAAAUGGUGGAAAUGGGAUGUCAACCUAAUACCAUCACCUUCAACACUCUAAUUCACGGGCUCUUUCUCCACAACAAAACUUCUGAAGCUGUGGCUUUAGUUGACCGGAUGGUUGCCAAAGGAUGCCAACCGGAUCUGUUUACUUAUGGUGUUGUAGUAAAUGGGUUAUGUAAGAGGGGUGAGAUUGAUUUGGCUCUAGAUCUGAUCAAGAAGAUGGAGAAGUUGAAAAUUGAGGCGGAUGUUGUGAUCUACAGUACAGUCAUUGAUGGUCUUUGCAAAUACAAACACGUAGAUGAUGCACUCGAGCUCUUCAGUGAAAUGGAGAACAAAGGGGUUAGAGGGAAUGUUUUUACUUACAAUUCCCUCAUUAGCUGUCUCUGUCGUUACGGAAGAUGGAGCGAUGCGUAUCGACUACUCAAAGAGAUGAUUGAGAGAAAGAUAAACCCAAAUGUUUUUACUUUCAGCGCAUUGAUAGAUUCGUUCGCAAAAGAGGGGAAACUUUCAGAGGCUGAAAGUUUGUACAAGGAGAUGAUCCAAAGGUCUAUAGCUCCUGAUAUUUUCACAUAUAAUUCAUUGAUCUAUGGGUUUUGAAUGCACGAUCGAAUAGACGAGGCCAUGCAGAUGUUUGAUUUGAUGAUUAGCGAAGAUUGUUACCCAGAUGUAGUUACUUAUAAUACUCUCAUAAAUGGAUUCUGCAAGUCUAAAAGAGUAGAAGACGGCAUGCAACUCUUUCGUGAGAUGUCUCAAAGAGGAUUGGUUGGGGGCACCAUCACUUACACCACUCUUAUCCAAGGGUUUUUUCAAGCUAGGGACUGUGAGAAUGCUCAAAAAAAUUUCAAACAAAUGGUUUCUUGUGGUGUGCCUCCCAAUAUUUGGACCUACAACAUUCUGUUAGAUGGGUUCUGUGAUAACGGGAAGCUAGAGGAAGCGUUGGUCAUAUUCAAGGAUAUGCAAAAUAGUGAACUGGAACUUGGGAUUAUUACAUAUACUAUCGUCAUCGAGGGGAUGUGCAGGGCCGGUAAAGUGGAAGACGCCUGGGAAUUAUUCUGUAGCCUCGAUCUUAAAGGAGUGAAGCCUGAUGUUAGAACGUACACUAUAAUGAUCUCAGGAUUCUGUGUGAAACGCUUAAAACAGGAAGCUGUUGCCUUGUUUAGGAAGAUGAAGGAAGACGGGCCUCUCCCAAAUGACCGUACCUAUAAUGCGCUAAUCAGGGCACAUCUGUGGGAUGGUGAAAAAGCAGCAUCAGCAGAACUCAUCAAAGAAAUGAGGAGUUUCGGGUUUUCUGCAGAGGCUUCAACCUUUGGCUUAGUCACUAAUAUGUUACAUGAUGGGAGAUUGGACAAAAGCUUCCUCGACAUGCUUUCUUAACCACUGAGAGAAGAAUUGCGAGGUUAAUUAAUUUGACUGCUUCUAUUCUUGUGAGCAACGUCUCGGUUGCUGCUAUGAAAUCCACUUGUUGACGCAAUAUCAGUGCUCAAAUGAAGUAAGAUAAGCUCUUAUAAAAUUUUUUUUAUAGAUUCCAAAGGAUGUUGUUUUGAGUUUUUGUGUUUUCAUCAUUUUUCUUUGUAACUUGGUUGAUUUGACGUAACAUGGAAAAUAUUGCGGAUAUAAAUAUGAUGAUGGGCUAAUGAUGAA
Messenger RNA from Brassica rapa (field mustard), 2704 nucleotides. Its product is annotated as pentatricopeptide repeat-containing protein At1g63330-like. Gene Ontology annotation, molecular function: mRNA binding; protein binding. NCBI's taxonomy places the organism in Eukaryota, Viridiplantae, Streptophyta, Magnoliopsida, Brassicales, Brassicaceae. The record is from RefSeq and is a predicted model, not a curated record.